Oncorhynchus masou masou (cherry salmon) is the source of this 7479-nucleotide messenger RNA. RefSeq names its product oxoglutarate dehydrogenase b (gene ogdhb). Gene Ontology annotation, cellular component: mitochondrion; oxoglutarate dehydrogenase complex. The coding region runs from base 467 to 3667 and encodes 1066 amino acids. The record is from RefSeq and is a predicted model, not a curated record. Gene Ontology annotation, biological process: tricarboxylic acid cycle. The transcript is spliced from 23 exons. Lineage: Eukaryota; Metazoa; Chordata; Actinopteri; Salmoniformes; Salmonidae. Gene Ontology annotation, molecular function: oxoglutarate dehydrogenase (succinyl-transferring) activity; thiamine pyrophosphate binding.
GACGUAACCGUAGCGUGACGCAUAUCAGCACAUCAGACAGUGCAAUCAGAAAACCUGCCUGCCAGUUUAAAGAGGAGACAUACCGAGAGUACAGUCUCGGGAAGCCACGAGCAAGCAAGAGAAGUUACUACUAAAAGUCCCGAAGUGUUCAAAGUCGCGGAAACCUGAGAAAACAACGAUUUACAGGAUGAGACCUGAUACAACGAGCGAGAGUAAACGAGAGGAAGAAGAAGCUCUGCAUGUCCCAUGCUCCUGGAAGAAGUUGCAUGUAGACCAAAAAAACAGGAUCAACUGUUCCUAAACCAAUCCUUACCUGAAACAUUAGGAGGGAAACACACAACUGACAUAAGAUCAGCAUCUAGAGGAUAACUUUCUCCUAAUCCUGGUGUUUCCUGGCGACGGGAAUUGUUAUUGAUCUCCUUCCUCGUUUAGCGAGAGGGGUAGAAGCCACAGCUAAUAGGCUACCAUGCAGCGCUUAAGGACUACAGUUGCUAGGCUAAGGCCUAUUACGGCCACCCAGACAGUCAAGAGCCAAUCACAGGCCGGGCCGAUGGCAGUGGGAGGGGCUUUGAGGACAUUUGAACCAAUGAGGAGUUACACUACGUCGGUGUCGGCCGAGCCUUUUCUGAAUGGGACCAGUUGUAAUUAUGUAGAAGAGAUGUACUAUGCAUGGCUGGAGAACCCUAGGAGUGUACACAAGUCGUGGGAUAUUUUCUUCCGGAAUGCCAACGCUGGGGUGUCACCAGGCGCAGCCUAUCAGAGCCCUCCUCCUCUGGGUGGUGCUGCUCUGGGAUUGGCCAACACCCAGGCGAUGGUUGGAGCUCAACCUAACAUGGAGAAGUUAGUGGAGGACCAUCUGGCUGUACAGUCACUCGUACGAGCGUACCAGGUGCGGGGGCACCACAUAGCCAAGCUGGACCCUCUGGACAUCGGUGUGAUAGACUUUGAUGAGUCCCCAGUAAUGCUGGGCUUGAAGAAAGUUGGGUUUUAUGGUCUGGAUGAGUCUGACCUGGACAAGGUGUUCCGGCUCCCCAACACCACCUUCAUCGGGGGCAACGAGAGCGUUCUGCCCCUCAGAGAGAUCAUAAACCGCCUCGAGAUGGCAUACUGUCAGUCUAUUGGGGUAGAGUUCAUGUUCAUUAAUGACCUGGAGCAGUGCCAGUGGAUCAGACAGAAGUUUGAGAGGCCAGGUGUCAUGCAGUUUACCCUGGAGGAGAAGAGGACCUUGCUGACCAGAAUGGUUCGAUCCACCAAGUUCGAGGAGUUCCUCCAGAGGAAGUGGUCAUCAGAGAAGCGUUUUGGUCUGGAGGGCUGUGAGUCUCUCAUCCCGGCCCUGAAGACCAUCAUCGACAAGUCCAGCAUGAACGGAGUAGAGAGCAUCAUCAUGGGCAUGCCCCACAGGGGGAGGUUGAAUGUGUUGGCCAAUGUGAUCCGUAAGGAGCUGGAUCAGAUCUUCUGUCAGUUUGACUCCAACCUGGAAGCUGCUGAUGAGGGUUCUGGAGAUGUGAAGUAUCAUUUGGGGAUGUGGCACCGUAGGAUCAACCGGGUUACUGAUAGGAACAUCACGCUGUCACUCAUGGCUAACCCCUCCCAUCUGGAGGCUGUGAACCCCGUGGUGCAGGGCAAGACCAAGGCUGAGCAGUUCUACUGUGGAGACACAGAGGGAAAAAGAGUGAUGUCCAUCCUGCUCCAUGGUGAUGCAGCAUUUGCAGGCCAGGGGGUUGUCUACGAGACCUUCCACCUUUCUGAUCUGCCCUCCUACACCACCCACGGCACUGUCCAUGUGGUGGUCAACAACCAGGUUGGUUUCACCACCGACCCCAGAGUGGCGAGGUCAUCAUCCUACCCUACAGACGUGGCCAAGGUGGUCAAUGCCCCCAUCUUCCACGUCAACGCUGAUGACCCCGAGGCCGUCAUGUACGUGUGUAACGUCGCCGCCGAGUGGAGAGCCACCUUUCACAAGGACGUGGUGGUAGACUUGGUGUGUUACAGGCGUAACGGCCACAAUGAGAUGGACGAGCCCUUGUUCACUCAGCCUCUGAUGUACAAGCAGAUCAAGAAGCAGAAAGGAGUCCUCCAGAAAUACUCUGAGAAACUCCUAGCAGAGGGAGCAGUCAGCAGACAGGACUAUGAGGAGGAGAUAGCCAAGUAUGACAAGAUCUGUGAGGAGGCUCACGCUCGCUCUAAAGACGAGAAGAUUCUACACAUCAAACACUGGCUGGACUCUCCCUGGCCCGGUUUCUUCAACAUCGACGGCCAGCCUAAGAGUAUGACCAGUCUGUCUACAGGCCUGCCUGAGGAGGAGCUGGUACACAUAGGAUACAUCGCUUCAUCUGUCCCUGUGGAAGACUUCACCAUACACAGGGGUCUGAGUCGUAUACUAAAAGGCCGUGCGGCGAUGGUGGGCCAGCGUGUGUGUGACUGGGCUCUAGGAGAGUACAUAUCCUCAUCCAGCUGUGUGUGUGUGUGUGUGUGUGUGUGUGUGUGUGGUUCAGGUCUGAGUCGUAUACUAAAAGGCCGUGCGGCGAUGGUGGGCCAGCGUGUGUGUGACUGGGCUCUAGGAGAGUACAUGGCCUUUGGUUCGCUGCUCAAGGAGGGGACACACAUACGUCUCAGUGGACAGGACGUAGAGAGAGGAACCUUCAGUCACAGGCACCAUGUCCUGCAUGACCAGAAGAUUGAUAGGAGGAUCUGUAUCCCCAUGAACCACAUCUCUCCUAACCAGGCUCCAUACACCGUCUGUAACAGCUCUCUGUCGGAGUAUGGAGUACUGGGAUUUGAGCUGGGUUUUGCCAUGGCCAGUCCCAAUGCAUUGGUUCUAUGGGAGGCCCAGUUUGGAGACUUCCACAACACAGCCCAGUGUAUUAUAGACCAGUUCAUCUGCCCAGGACAGGCCAAGUGGGUCAGACAGAACGGAAUAGUCCUGCUGCUGCCCCACGGCAUGGAGGGAAUGGGACCAGAGCACUCCUCGGCCCGACCAGAGAGGUUCCUGCAGAUGUGUAACGAAGACCCAGAUACCUACCCUAUAUUCUCUGCUGAGGAGUUUGCAGUGCGUCAGCUGUAUGACUGUAACUGGAUCAUAGUCAACUGCUCUACACCGGCUAACUACUUCCACGUCCUCCGUAGACAAAUACUACAGGCCUUCAGGAAGCCUCUGAUAGUCAUUACCCCCAAGUCUCUGCUGCGCCACCCAGGGGCCAAGUCCAGCUUUGAUGACAUGCUGCCAGGUACCCACUUCCAGCGUCUGAUCCCAGACAGUGGUCCUGUGUGUGAGAACCCAGAGGCGGUGAAGAGGAUUGUGUUCUGUACUGGGAAGGUCUACUAUGAACUGACCCGAGAACGCAACAACAGAGGCAAUGAUGAUACCGUGGCCAUUGCGCGCAUAGAGCAGCUCUCUCCGUUUCCGUUUGACCAGGUGAAAGUGGAGACAGAUCGUUAUCCUAAUGCUGACCUGGUGUGGUGCCAGGAAGAACACAAGAACCAGGGUUACUAUGACUAUGUCAAACCCCGCCUACGAACCACCGUUGACCGCACCCGCCCCGUUUGGUAUGCUGGUCGUGGGCCAGCAGCAGCUCCAGCUACAGGGAACAAAGCUGCUCACCUGGUGGAAUUACAACGCUUCCUAGAUACAGCUUUUAACCUGGACACAUUUACUGAACAGUCCUAACACACUUAUACACUACACCCUAAACUUGUAUACCCUAACCCCUAUUGACAUCACUGGAUUAUAAGAAGGGUCACUUCUAGAUCAUCACUGGAUUAUAAGGAGGGUCACUUCUAGAUCAUCACUGGAUUAUAAGGAGGGUCACUUCUAGAUCAUCACUGGAUUAUAAGGAGGGUCACUUCUAGCUCUAAUUCAGUGUAACCUGUAAUAAGAUAUUACAUUUCAUAAUGUAACAAGACAGUAUAGUCACCUGAAGGAAAUGGAUGUGAUUCUGUGUGUGAGUUUCUCCAGCUCAGCAGCUCUCCUCCUCAACUAUCUCCUGUUUCAGUGGCUCCAGUAGACCUUCAGCACGACUCACUUCAGCCUUUUCCUGAGCUCUGAUCAGCACCUUCACCUCAGAGCGCCUUUCCUCCAUGGAGCGGAUCAGUUCAGUAAAGAUCCUCUCACUGUCAUCCACUGCUGCAUUUGCAGAACGCUGUUAGGAGAGAAAGACAGAGCGAGGAAGCUCCUUGUCAAAAAGUAUAUUCCCACUCUAACUGGGAACCCAGACAGCCUGUUCCCUACAAUGGGACUGGAGAGUCUCUCUCUCUCUCUCUCUCUCACCUUAAGAGACUCCACAGCCUGUUGGAGCUCCUUCCGCACCUCCGCUCUCUCUCCUGGACUAUGUUGUUGAUUGUUACCAUACAUUCACCACAGCACACAGUUGACCAGCUUGUGUUUCUUUAGUCCAUGAGUGAGGUUGGAGGUGAGUCUCACAGUAAGACACCAGACACACCAGACAGGACAUGAGGGCUUUCUGGUCCCAGUGCAGAAAUCACACGCCACAUCUCCAGGUCCAGCAUAGCACAGUCCUGUCUUCUUCAGUGUCUCCACCACCUCAGCCAACAUGUUAUUUUUCCUCAGAGUAGGCCUUGGAGUGAAGGUCUGAUUGCACUGAGGACAGCUGUAGAUGUUCUGAUCGUCCUAAUCACAGUAGCCCUCAAUACAACUUCUACAACUGGGUCCUGUGUGGCUCAGUCGGUAGAGCAUGGCGCUUGCAACGCCAAGCGUCGUGGGUUCGAUUCCCGCUGGGGCCACCCAUAUGCAAAAGUAGUGGCCCCAGCCGACUUGUAAGUCGCUUUGGACAAAAGCGUCUGCUAAAUGGGAUAUAUAUAUUUUUUAUACAUUAACUGUGUCCACAAGGAAUAGCCACCGGCUCCUUCAGUAGAUCCAGACAGACCAACAGAACUAGUCUUGGUCCAGUAGACCUCCCUGCUGAGCCAUUUAGACUGUUGUUGUUCACUCACACACAGACAGACAACAGAGAGACUCGGAUCAGUUUAGUUUCCACCGAAGAGAGUUUGUGGGAGGGACUUCCUGGUUCUGCCAAAGGGUGUGUGUGUGUGUGUGUGUGUGUGUGUGUGAGAGACAGAAAGAGAGACAGAGAACAAGAGAGAGACGUGUGUGUCAGUGGAGACUGGUGGAAGGAGCUAUAUGAGGACUGGCUCAUUGUAAUGACUGUAAUGGAAUUAAUGCAACACAGUCAAAAGUGUUUUCCAUGUUUGAUACUGUUCCAUUUACACCGUUCCAGCCAUUGCAAUGAGCCAGUCCUCCUAUAGCUCAUCCCACCAGCCGCCACUGGUGCGUAUGUCUGUCAGCCACAAUACUCAUUUUACCAAUAAACAAACAGUGAAGUCACUAGAUUAUAAAGAGGAAUUUAUUCAAAAUGUUUAAAGAAAAAACAUUUUUUUUUAGAGUAUUUUACAGUACACUGCAGUCUGGUGAUGGUUAAGUUGUUGGCUAUCAUCAAGGGACAAAUCAAAAAGCAGGACCCCUGAUUUUGUUGACAUCAUUUCAUUAUCUUUGUUUUAUCAUCACAUUUAGUCAUUUUCUAAAUAGUUCAGUAUGCAGUAGUUACAAAUGUAUCAGUAUGAUUUAGGAACAGUGUAACUAUUGAAAAGACAAACACAUUCAUAAUCAACCAUUACUUGGAAUUGUACCAUGUUUCUAUCCACAGAUCAUUCAUAGAGCCACUCUAUCUCUGGGGUGCAUCUCAAUAAUGUGAAAAAAGGAAAGGAGACAAGGAAAGAAAGCUCCUUUAGAGUAUGUAGAUGUGUCCUCACAGCUGACUCCUGUGUUUCAGGGUAUUCCUGAUCCAGUCAAACAGGUCCACAUGUGUGUGAGCCAACUGUAUCACAGCACAGUAGUCAACCAGCAACUCAUACAGCUCACCUGAGACAGGGAGAGGAAUCAAUCAAUCAAACUUGAUUUACACGGCAACAAGGAGGAUUUGAUGUUUGACUAAACACAGUGAAGGGAAGAAGGACUUUUUUGCAUCACGGCAACAUGUGGAACCGCUGUCAUAUAAAAAACCUUGCCCAAGGCAAGCCCAUGUUUUUUCUAUCCUCAAUCUGCUUUGACAGGGUGCAGGUGUAGGGUAUUACAUUGAGAGAAUCUUCAUCAUAUCAAUAGAAAAUAAUAACAAUCUAUUUUUUAAAAAUCACAACCUCCUCAAGCUUUUGGAGUUGACUAUAUGCACUCAAGCAAAAUAAUAUACCUACUCUUGAUUUAGGCUAUAUUCUUGAAUGCCAAAUGUUUCUGAUCAGUGAUAGAUGAGAAAACGAAUGUCAGGCCCUGACCUUAAUUUUCUUUAUUAUUUUGGUUAGGUCAGGGUGUGAUGAGGGUGGUUUGUGUAGUUUUUGUAUUGUCUAGGGUGUCAUGACGUUGGCCUCUUUGAGUAUAGCAACCCCAUCCCCCUCUCCCUGCCUCCCCCUUUCCUCCUUCAACUAAGCUGCUGUGGUCAGAGGUCGUAAAGUCCUGAGAAGAACCCAUGGACACACAGUAUAGAGAGAGUAGUUUUUCAUGGAGACAAAGGAAAUCCUUCCACAUCACAGAACUUGAAGUACGAACAAAGUUCAUGUUCCGGAGAAAGUGUAAAAGAUCGGUGAAGAAUCCAGCUACGAACUGGUCUGUUUGUCACAACUUGGGAAGCUCAUGGGAGACGGUGUGGCCACAUUACCAUAACACUUUAUAUAAUAGCCCCAUAUAUAAUGUUUACAUCUAAUUGUUGUAUAAGAUGAAUGAGUGAGUAUGAUACUGUUUACACAAUUUUACAAUAUGAUUUUGGACUGUUUAAUGAAGGAAAACUCAAAAAGGGAAUUGGAAUAGAACUAAAUCAUAGGACCGCCCCUGAGCCCAGUUAGGUUCAGACAUCCUGGGACAGCCCCUUUUCUGCCAUUCCGAAUAAAACCCAACAGAAAUUAUCAACUGACCAUGUUUUUCUCCAUUAGGGGAGGACAAAGGUUGUAGACCAUUGCUGAAUCUUUUAACCAUACCACGUGGUUAAACUCUUAGACUAUCGAUACAGACAGAAUGAGAACAAGUCUUUGAUACUAAUUACUAGUCUGGAGCUAGGAAUUCGGUAUCAUUGAACGCGAAGAACGACAACCGCCGAAACAUCCAUUCUAUAAUAAAGGUCACUUUGAACUAUCCCCUCCAACCAAGACAGAGAGAGAGAGGGAGAGAGACGGAGAAUUCUACAAAAGAUACAAUCUUUACACUAGCGAUCAAGACGACACACUGAGCGUAAAUAUAUAUAUUGAUUGCAAUUGUUCCCGAAUGAGUGAUCGUUCAUGUGUAAAGUAUUAGCAUUUUAAUUGUUAUAAUUAACUCUGAAGUGACUUCUGAGUCAACCCCCCCAUUUCCCUUUUUGUUUAACAAGCCGCCAUGCCGGUUUAGCCCACUAGGGCGCAGUUUCCUAUCAUUACAUUUACCUUUGUUUGUUUAUGCAUUUCUGUGAAUUACUUAGUUAUUAAUAAAUAAAUGAUUUAAGACAA